Austrofundulus limnaeus is the source of this 1408-nucleotide messenger RNA. It is a transcript of the gene gp1bb, whose product is annotated as glycoprotein Ib platelet subunit beta. The coding region runs from base 394 to 1011 and encodes 205 amino acids. The record is from RefSeq and is a predicted model, not a curated record. Lineage: Eukaryota; Metazoa; Chordata; Actinopteri; Cyprinodontiformes; Rivulidae. The transcript has a single exon.
AGAAAGGAGUACAGGAAAAGAUAAAGUUGAUUCUAUGUUCUGUCCACACCAAAAUCAAAGAUGACUGAAAAAUUCAAACUUAAUGUUAUCUUGAAAGUUGGCUGUCAUGAAAAGAACAAAACCAUAAAAUUAUUUUAGAUAUUUUGGGGCCAAAUGUUAAAGAGGGCGAGAUUUGAGUUUGACACUUAAUUUACAAAAAUUAGGUAAAAAUGUGAGGUUCUAGUUUUUAAUGACCUGUUACAUAUUUACUGUUCUGACAUCUGUAGGAAUCUUUAUGACACGGUGGAGCAGUGGUUAGACCUGUGGCCUCACAGGAAGAAGGUUUCAGGUUUGCUUCCUGCCUGGAGUCUUUCUGUGUGUGUUUCUAACACCUCCUCACUUCUUUAGGUCACCAUGACGCAGCUUCUCCUCCUGUGUCUGCUCCUCUUCUCUGGAGGUCAGARGUCAUCGGCAUGCCCCGGCCCCUGCUCCUGUGCGGGCAGCCAGGUGAACUGCAGCAGCAGGUCGCUCACCUCCGCGCCCACUGGCUUCCCUGCAGAGACCACCCAAAUCCUCCUCCACGACAACCUGCUGACCUCCCUCCCCAACGGGCUCCUGGACCACCUGGCCUCCCUGCGCCACGUCUCCCUGCACGGUAACCCCUGGGUGUGCGACUGCGGCGUCCUCUACCUGCGCUCCCUGCUCAGGCGUCACUCCCUCCUCGUGGCGUCCCACCCGGGGGUCAACUGCAGCUCCCCCGCCGGUCUGAGGGGCCGGCUGGUGGCRUACCUGACAGAGGAGGAGGUGCUGGACUCCUGCCAGUACUGGUACUGUGACCUGGCCCUGGCCUCGGUGCUGUCCCUCUUUGUGUUCGUGGGGUUUCAGGCGGGUCUGCUGGUGGCCGUCAUCAUCUUCCUGAAGAGGUUUGAGCGGCUCUCCAAGGAGGCGAAACGGACCACAGAGGAGAGCUUCACGGCCGGGGACAAUCACAGAGAGAAUGAUUACGAGCGUUUGAAGGACAGCAGCAUCUGAGCUGGUAAUCCUGUCUUUACUGUAGAAUAAAAUCUGUUUAACAAAGAGAUUUACCGUGCAGAUUAUAUAAAUCAUAUUAAAAAACAACUAGAUAUAAAUCCAAUGGGAACAUUCUGGACUGUAAAGCUUUGAGUGGGAUCUAAACCUUUAUAAAACUCAUAGUUUUUUGUUAUGUGUGAUUAAAUAGCCUACUAUAAAUGUUUUUACACUUAGCAGAGAAACUAUAUGAAUAUAUAUUUGAUUUAUAACAUACAUAUCUGAUUCAAAAACGCUUCUUGGAUGUGAUUAUUAUAGAGAACAAUUACUUAUUUUUUUCUUCAAUAAAUUAACAAAAUGUCGAAUAUGUGUUUGAUAACGUUUCUUUUGUUAAAAAUCUAAUAAAAAUGAGUUCAUCAAA